Messenger RNA from Dujonia railenensis, 1188 nucleotides. The record is from the annotation of a GenBank genome assembly. NCBI's taxonomy places the organism in Eukaryota, Fungi, Ascomycota, Pichiomycetes, Serinales, Debaryomycetaceae.
AUGUUCAGAGACAGAACCAAUUUAUUCAUAUCGUACCGCAGGACGGCGCCACGAAAUAAUAACUUCUCCAACAAUGCUACCACAACGCUAUCUACUCUCUCCGAGGAAGAACAGGGCCUAAUGGGCUCGAGAAGAAUCGCGCCAGGUACCAAACGUACUAGCACUGGAGUGGAUCGUACCUCAAACGGUACCAAUGAAUACCAUGACUCUAUUGAAAUGAAGGUUCUUCCGCCCUCAUUCUUCGAUAUAGCUCUGGAGAUAGACGAUCACCUCAAGUCUAUAACAGGAAAGAUUGGUCAAUUGAAUGCGCUCUACAAGAAGAAUUUACUUCCUGGGUUUAACGACCGAACUUCAGACGAAGAGGAAAUUGAGCAAUUGAAUUACUCCAUUACAAAGACGUUCCAAAGUUGCUAUGUGCUAAUCAAGAAGUUUGAAUUCUUACAGAAGAAUUCCCGUAAGCUAAACUACUCAGAUAACGAGGUAAUGAUGAUUGAGAAUUUAAAAAAAAACUACGCCCUACGCAUUCAAAACUUGUCUUCUAAUUUCCGGAAAUUGCAGAAUAACUAUAUCAAAUUCUUAAAAGAGGAUGAUUUUGAAGAAAAUACGGCUCCUUUAUUGAAGAGGACCAAUGUAAAUACUUCUUCUACCACUAACUCUUCCGUGACAGAACUUACGGUGGAAAGUGGUGAUAUUGAAGAUUACUCUCGCCAAGCCCUACAGCAGUCUCAGCUUACAGCACACCUGACCAAUGAGCAAUAUAUAUUACAACGUGAGCAAGAAAUAUCUAAGCUUGCCAUGGGUGUGCUAGAGGUUUCCUCAAUCUUCCGCGAAAUGGAAUCGAUGAUUAUAGACCAGGGUACUAUACUUGACAGAAUUGAUUAUAACUUGACAUCCACGGUAGCGGAUUUGAAAGAGGCAGACAAGGAAUUAAUUCAAGGUAGCAAGUACCAGAAGAGAACGCAAAAGUGUAAAAUCAUCUUCUUGCUCAGUUUAAUUGUAUUUGCGUUGUUGAUAAUAGUAUUAAUGAGACCCCACAGCACGACGAAAGUUAUAGAAAAGCCAGCGGACAAACCAGCGGAAAAGCCAGACAGCCGACCCCUGCCCGAGGAAGGCUCUGGUUUGAGAAAGAGAGGGCAAAUACUGGAUGGUUCGGGUGACUUCUUCAAGCAUUUUGUGCCCUACUUUUAG